UCCCGAGUCCCGGAGCGCGCCCCCUUUCUGGCCGCGCCCCGUUCCUCGUCCCGGGAGCCGCAGGGCUCGAGAUGGCGGGGCCGUUCGAGGAGGUGGCCGUCUACUUCUCCCGCGAGGAGUGGGCAGAGCUGGCGGGCUGGCAGCGGCGGCUCUACCGGGAGGUGAUGCUGGACACCUACGGAAUGCUCGCCUCGCUGGGUUGGGCCGCCGUUAAGCCCGAGCUCAUCUGCAGGUUGGAGCGAGGAGAGACGCCGUGCGUGCCAGACCCCCCCGGGGAGCGGCAGAGGCACCGCAGCCCUGUGCCAGGCGGGUCCCGGGGGUCCCCUGGAGGCAUGGGGGGUUCCUCCAGCAGGAGUUUGGGAGAAUCAUCCCAAGAUGAACCAAGUGGGAGCUGCGGAGACCCAGAAGGGCACCCUCACCCUCCUCUUGGCCUGGCCCCCCAGCCGCGGGAGAAGACCCCCCUCACGUGCCCUGAGUGCAAUAAGAGCUUCAGGAGUCGGAGUGCACUGACCGCCCACAAGAAGAUCCAUGCGGGUGAGGGCCCCUUCACCUGCACCAACUGCAGUAAGAGCUUCAGCCGGAAGAGCAACCUGACCAGACACCAGCGCAUCCACACGGGUGAGCGUCCCUUUCACUGUGCUGACUGUGGCAAGAACUUCAACCAGAAGAAACUCCUGAUUACACACCAACGCAUCCACACAGGUGAGCGCCCAUUCACCUGCCCCGAGUGCAGCAAGAGCUUCAGAGAGAAGGUCAGCCUGAUCACGCACCAACGCAUCCACACCGGUGAGCGCCCGUUCACCUGCCCCGAGUGCAGCAAGAGCUUCAGCCAGAAGGUCAGCCUCAUCAGACACCAGAGCAUCCACACAGGCGAGCGCCCCUUUGCCUGCACCAACUGCAGCAAGAGCUUCAGAGUGAAGGUCAGCCUGAUCAAGCACCAACGCACCCACACAGAUGAGCGCCCGUUCACCUGCCCCGAGUGCAGCAAGAGCUUCAGCCAGAAGGUCCACCUCAUCAGACACCAGAGCAUCCACACAGGCGAGCGCCCGUUCACCUGCACCGAGUGCAGCAAGAGCUUCAGAGAGAAGAGUGUGCUCAUAGCCCACCAACGCAUCCACAGUGGUGAGAAGCCGUACAACUGUGAGGUGUGCAACAAGACUUUCAGGCAGAAGUCUGACCUGAAGAGACACCAGCGGAGCCAUACGGGCGAGUGCCCCUUCACCUGCACCGACUGUGAUAAGAGCUUCAGCCACAGGGUCUCCCUGACCAAACAUCAGUGCAUCCACAGGGGCGAGAAGCCCUUCACCUGCCAGACACGCGGGAAGAGCUUCAGCCAGAAAUGCUACCUCAUCUUGUACCAGCACACCAGAAGGAAAAGACGAUGAAAGUGAGGAGCUGCAGCUGCAGGAACUGAGGGAACCUGUGAAACAGCCCUGAGCUGAAGACAUGAAAGAGAAAGAGGAUGAACUAACCGGGAGCUUGCAAGCAUCAACAACCCUUGAGUGGAGUGAGUGGUGGCCGUGUCUUCUCCACCACCGGCGAUGGAGAGAUGGCCUUGGAGUUUCAGGGAGCCUGGGGCAUGGCGGGGGGAGCCGGUGGGCAGAC
This is a messenger RNA of Cuculus canorus (common cuckoo), 1605 nucleotides long. Its product is annotated as gastrula zinc finger protein XlCGF52.1-like. The record is from RefSeq and is a predicted model, not a curated record. The transcript has 4 exons. Bases 72 to 1385 code for a protein of 437 amino acids. Gene Ontology annotation, biological process: regulation of DNA-templated transcription. NCBI's taxonomy places the organism in Eukaryota, Metazoa, Chordata, Aves, Cuculiformes, Cuculidae.